AUGUCUCGUUACUCAUGGUCCUCCUCAGUCGGCACUAGUCCCUCAUCAUCUUCACCGGGCAGCGUCAUCUUCGGGCCUUACAGCAUGUCAUCUUCCAGAACCAACGGCAACUUCGGCGUCGCACAAAGGGCAUCGACAUGGCAAGAUGAGUUGGAAAAGCGGAACUUGCAAAAGGCGAGCAAGAUGCGUUCCGCUACUGACGUCGUUAUUACAGGACCUACUGUCGACGCCCUCUAUUGGUAUGACGGCCAAUAUGUCAAUGGAGCGAAAGAAGACGCAGCCGAACAAGCCUGUCGUCGACUUGGAAUCCAAGAACGCAAGAAGGACGCUAAUAGCCUACCGAGCGUGAGCUUUGCCGGUAGUAAAGGACGAGUCGAAGGCUGGGGAACAGUCAGGUAG
Messenger RNA from Bacidia gigantensis, 399 nucleotides. RefSeq lists its product as uncharacterized. The transcript is spliced from 2 exons. The coding region runs from base 1 to 399 and encodes 132 amino acids. Lineage: Eukaryota; Fungi; Ascomycota; Lecanoromycetes; Lecanorales; Ramalinaceae. The record is from RefSeq and is a predicted model, not a curated record.